UUUUUUUUUUUUACAACGAUUCCAUAGUCGCUCCGCCUAAUUAGAGACAUUAUAUUACAAAACAAUUAUCAAUUAGAGUGGAAUAACGCCCUCCCUCUGCAGAUAUACGUACACGGGUCAGUUACCAUUGCUUAGAUAUAUCUAAGUUUUUAGUUGUGAACUUUGUAGUUAUUGUCGAUACUUCUAUAAAAAAAAACCAUUUUCAACAUAUUGAGUAAUCAUGCCUUAUCUCUACAUAGAUUUAUUUUAGUGGGAAAAUGACAACCGCUUAUUUGCAAUGGAAAUUCAACACGUUCAAUCUGUUAACUGAAAUUAGUAUUUAGAACAGAAAAAUAAAGUAAAACCCCAUACAUAAAUAUAAAAAAGUAACAAAUAAAUAAUUGAACAAAGAAUUCGAACACAUCCUUCUCUUUCGCAUCGCUUUCUCUCUCAGAAAUUUUAAGUUUUAAAUCCAUUCCAUGCCGGACAGAGUAGUUUAAUGAAGUCCUGGACUCUGCCGGGUCUGCACGCGCUUCCAGGAAAAAUUAAUUGUUGUCGCGUAGCACGGCGUUAUACAUAGCAACGUUCGAUCGGGCGCGCUAACAUUCCUGGACAACUUAAUUAAGAGCUCUUUAGAUACCAAAUGCCCUUCAACAAUUCUCACAAGUACUAUUGUGUGCCGAAUGGUGGGUGGCCGGGGUCGAUAGAUCGAUUGGCUUUAAAUUGCUUGAAAGGACCCCUCAACAUCUGUUUCGGUGAUAAAGACGCUGUUCGAAAACCAAUACGAUUGCAUACAUUUCUUUACGGACCAAAAAUUAAUGUGAUUCUUAUCAUCAAAGAAACAAUUAUCAGAGAUAUAUAGCAUUUUCGUCAAAAUAUAAAUGGUACUCUGCCUUCUAAACGCCUGAACGUUCUCUACUCUACAUGAAAGAUCGAUAAAGACACGAGAGUAAAUAUUGUUGUGGUGAAAUCGUUAACGAAGGCCGAUAUCUAAACAGUCAAAAAAUAUAGAUAUUCUAUAAAAGUAAAAUAUUGUACGUUAAUGGUAUCAUUACUUUCUUGUAUUGUGAUUUCGAACGGCGUGUGUGAGCGCGGGCUGGCUGCUGCCGUUUUCUCCCUCGCUCUCCGCGCUUGCUAAUGGAAUCGCCCGCAAUCAAUAUUCGUCUACAGAGACUCGGUACCAGUGUGGCUGUUGAAACAAGGAUCCAUAAUCACUUCGUAUUCCUCUCUUCAGCCGGUUCACCAGGACUUGUAGUGUUUGAAAAAGAAGCAAUUAUGGAUUUACUUAAUUCUAAAGAAAGAUUUCAUCCCGAUAGGCUGGCGGUACAACCAUCCAUGGAACAUGGGUAAGAGAAAGAAAACUCAGGUCGACAUUGUGAUGUGAAAGUGACGCAAUUCUGGCAAAUUUUACAGAAAGUUCAUUCGUUACUGUAUUGGAAUAUAUAUUUUUGAAUGUUAAAUUUAAUUUGAUUAAAAACCAUGACAACGAUAGACGAUAAUCGGGUCAUACUAAAUGUGGGCGGCAUCCGCCACGAGACUUACAAGGCGACCCUGAAGAAGAUCCCCGCCACACGGUUGUCCCGCUUGACAGAAGCCCUGGCCAAUUAUGACCCCAUCCUUAAUGAAUAUUUCUUCGACCGUCAUCCGGGAGUGUUCGCACAAAUUCUUAAUUACUAUAGGACCGGGAAGCUUCAUUAUCCCACGGAUGUUUGUGGCCCGCUUUUUGAAGAAGAGCUGGAGUUCUGGGGAUUGGAUUCAAACCAGGUAGAGCCCUGUUGCUGGAUGACAUACACCCAGCACAGGGACACCCAGGACGUGUUGGCCAUUCUAGACCGACUGGAUCUGGACACCGACAAGCCCACUGAGGAGGACAUCAUGAAGAAAUUCGGUUGGGAGGAGGAGUAUCGCUCGGGGGAGUUAAACUGCUGGCAGAGGAUCCAGCCCAAGAUCUGGGCGCUGUUUGACGAGCCCUACUCUUCCAACUCUGCCAAGGUCAUAGCCGUAAUAUCAGUAUUUUUCAUUGUGGUUUCUAUAUUAUCCUUCUGUUUGAAAACACAUCCCGAGAUGCGAGUUCCAGUGCUCAAGAAUACCACUUCGAACACUUCUGACGGGGAAUUGUCAUGGCGGUUAGAGAAAAAGAAAACUGAACCUCACCAGGCUUUCUUCUAUAUAGAGUGUGCAAGCAAUGCGUGGUUUACAUUUGAAAUAAUAAUUCGUUUGAUAGUUGCACCAAAUAAGUUAGAUUUUUUGAAAGCACCGGUGAACAUAAUUGACAUUAUUGCCACACUUUCAUUCUAUUUGGAUUUUAUGUUGACAAAGCUGAAACAAGAAAAUGACAUCCUGGAGUUCUUUAGUAUAAUUCGUAUCAUGCGACUGUGCAAAUUGACCCGUCACUCUGCGGGGCUGAAAAUUCUCAUCCAUACCUUUAAAGCGAGUGCAAAGGAACUCGUUCUACUGGUGUUUUUCCUAGUGUUAGGUAUUGUGAUUUUUGCCGCCCUGAUAUUUUAUGCGGAACGAAUUCAGUAUAACCCGGAUAAUGAUUUCACGUCAAUUCCGGUCGGACUGUGGUGGGCUAUAGUUACAAUGACAACAGUAGGCUAUGGCGACAUGGCACCGAAAACCUACGUUGGAAUGUUUGUUGGUGCUCUCUGUGCGUUAUUGGGUGUGCUGACGAUUGCACUUCCGGUACCAGUCAUCGUAAGCAACUUUGCCCUGUUUUAUUCCCAUACACAGGCGCGAUCCAAACUACCGAAGAAAAGGAGGCGUGUCCUUCCAGUGGAGCUGCCCCGCCCUAAGGGUCCCAAGGGAAUGGGCCCUGGAGGAGGCCCCCCUCCAAUCAACAGGCACAGGAACGCGAUAAAACACCCACCUGUGGGACAGCCGGACCACAAAAUUAACAGAAUGGACCAAGGUUGUACAAUACAGCAAUUGAUGCCCUUUCGUACAUAUCCAUAUGGGUAUUUCUUAGGCCGGGCUGGAGAGGAAUCGAUCCCGAUGUUGAUGAUAAAUCAUACUGAUAAAGAGGACACUACGGUACCUCGAUCCCGACCCCAAUCCAAUGUGGUAGACAAGAGUCCACCCCGCCUCGUGGAAAUAAGUUCUAAUCCCGGAACCCCUCUAAAAGUUACCGAAAUUAAGACAACUGAUGCCACAGGAAUCACGAGCUUGAUUAUGGCACCAAACGCCAAUUUGAACAGCACGCCGGUUGGGUCUAGUAAUUCUGUGACCCCCAAUACCGUCAGUCUGGGGGUCACUACAAACUCUGUUAUCAAUGCCAUCACCACUGGAUCUCCCCCAAACCAAGAAAAAACUGACUUAGUGAACAGUGCUCAUGUUGCGGAUGGUGUGGCCACGGACUCAUCUAAAAUUUCCAACUCCGCCACCGCCAACAACACGACCGAGUCGAGGCACUAUUCCCCCUCCACCUCUCCCCCCAAGUCCAACAAUCUAGUGGCCGUCAACACGUAACCCAGGCUUCGUGUCGCUAUGUCGUAAACUACAGUGACUUCCAGUCGAGCAAGACAUAUCGGAAAACAGAUUGUGAUAUCACGCCUGCUCUUCGAAACCGGAAGUGGGACUGUGUGACAGAGUUGGUAGUUAGAAUGUCGUCGUGUCCUGCUUCAGAUGACAAAGCGACACCUGGUGUUUAGGAUAGGAACACGUAGAAAUGAGAUGAUUUUUCCAAUCAACAUUUCUUAUACAAAAUUGAAUUCAUUCACUACCCGUGUCUGUGAUGUUUGUCCCUUUCACAUUAAUGUUGUCCCUUGUAAUUAUAUAGGUAAUUCACUACAUUAGUGGCAAUCAUUAAUUUUAACAAAACUAGGGUAAAAAUUAGUUAUACUCCAUUGUCAACGCGAAAACCAAAACUGACAUCUGAAUGUGCACGUUUUUAAAACUUUUGAAAAUCUAUUUUUCUUGUAUGUAUUGGACACAAAAUAGUUUGCAACGAACGCUAAGAAUACUAUUAGUGGUUUAAUAGUCACGUGGUUUGAUAGUCACGUGUUGAACGCUCUACAACGCAACCAUAAGAUAUUAUCUCUAGCUUCAGUAUUGUUGGAGUGCAGUGGAAAAGCAAUUUUGAAUUUUAAAAAUUUUAAAUCAAUAUUUUUCAUGUGUAUAUAGUUAGAUGACAGGAAUUCAGGGUUAAAAGAGACAUGAUUUAUGUCCAAGAUGUGUUACUACGCGGGAAAUGGAGGGGCACAGUUUGGGAAGCUCGGUUUUUCACUUGUUUAAAAACUCGUUCCAGGCAAAACAUAUAAUACAACUACAAACGUUUUAAACCGGACCAAUUUCCCCCCUUACAAAUUAUCGACCUUCGAACAUGCAGUAAAUAUUAGCAUUAGAUUUAACAAAUUAGAAAGGACAUAUUAAACAAUUAUUAUACAGCUUCGACACUCUUCGCACAACUUUCUAGUAUAGACCGUAUGAUUUUAGAAGCACUGAAUUAUGUACACAAUGGUGAAAAAUUAUUCCAACCUUGUCCUGGUUGGAGCAGACUUGAGUAUUGCCUAAUCAUGAAUUGACGCAAUAUUCCCGUUUCCAGUUUUAGUGAUUUUGCUGAGAUCCGCUGAUGUUUAAAUUUGCUGUUAAUUUUUUGUAGAAUUUAUUUUUCUUCUCCCCCAAGUGUUUAGAGUUUUCUGGGUUGUAGACCAGAAAACAGGACUUGUAAAGUUCUAUUUGUUAAGCAUACUUAUAUGAAUUGUGUGUGGUUCAUGUAUAUAUUUGUUUAUUAUUAUAUAUACACAGCGAAAUUUUAUUUUUCAUUUCCUCCUACAGAUCCAUUCAGACGUUCGAUAGUCUCAUUUUGUACAAACAAUGGUUAACACGAAUUUUAUGGACCACGCGUAGUUGCGUGUGUAGAACUAUCAAUAAAAUGAUUAAGUCAAAUUAGUGCGCUGACAUCAUUAUCAAAUUUUCGUAAAUGAGAAACCGAUGAAAACGAAAGUACACCUGCAUCGUGAUUCUAUAUCAACAUCUACCAAAUUUUGAUGGCUACCCACAGAUUAUUUUAACUUCACAAAAUAUAGAGAAAAUAGGUUAUGCCAAAAGUUUUCCAGAGUACGCUGUGCUGACCGUAUCCAUAGACAGGCUGGGGCCAGUCUAAAACUUGUACAAACAACUGAAAGACAAAAAGCUUCAUAUCAAUCUUUAUAAAUAAAAAGCAAUAAUUCUGAAACGAAAACAUGGACAUUCUCAGGAUCUAAUAUAUGUAUGUGUGCGACAGUCAAAUCUCGCACAGCCAGGCUGUUUAUAACGAUAUGUCCGACAGUCAAAUCUCGCACAGCCGGAGACCUCCAGCCUGUCUAUAACGAUAUGUCCGACAGUCAAAUCUCGCACAGCCGGACACAUCCAGCCUGUGUAUAACGAUAUGUCUGACAGUCAAAUCUCGCACAGCCCGACACCUCCAGCCUGUCUAUAACGAUAUGUCUGACCGUGUGACUGGUGGUGUUUGACAGCAAUAGAUAAAUGCAUGGACUCUCUGUAAAACUGGAAAUUCUCUCAUUGUUACAGAAACUACAGAAUGAUAAUAAAUCAUUGUAUUACUCCAA
Messenger RNA from Ostrea edulis (European flat oyster), 5528 nucleotides. RefSeq names its product potassium voltage-gated channel protein Shaw-like. Gene Ontology annotation, molecular function: protein binding; delayed rectifier potassium channel activity. NCBI's taxonomy places the organism in Eukaryota, Metazoa, Mollusca, Bivalvia, Ostreida, Ostreidae. The coding region runs from base 1459 to 3447 and encodes 662 amino acids. Gene Ontology annotation, cellular component: voltage-gated potassium channel complex; dendrite membrane; axon. Gene Ontology annotation, biological process: potassium ion transmembrane transport; protein homooligomerization. The record is from RefSeq and is a predicted model, not a curated record. The transcript has 8 exons.